Pichia kudriavzevii is the source of this 1446-nucleotide messenger RNA. RefSeq lists its product as uncharacterized. Gene Ontology annotation, molecular function: transcription coregulator activity. The transcript has a single exon. The record is from RefSeq and is a predicted model, not a curated record. NCBI's taxonomy places the organism in Eukaryota, Fungi, Ascomycota, Pichiomycetes, Pichiales, Pichiaceae. Bases 1 to 1446 code for a protein of 481 amino acids. Gene Ontology annotation, cellular component: cytoplasm; SBF transcription complex.
AUGUCUUCCACCUCCGAUAACACCCGCUCAAACCCAUCACCGAAUAACAACGCAAGCAUAAAUAGCAAGAGCAUCGCCACCACUGCGAAAGAACACAAAAGAGAUACGAGUAUGAAUAUCAUAGCAAGAAGCGGAACUGAGAUUAAAGAGCCUUCCAAGGAGCCCACUACUCCGUCCUUGUUGAAAACAGAGGUAUUCUCCUCUCCAGCUCCGCUUCAGAUACCUGAGACACCUGAGAGAGUACGUGGACAUAUAAACGAUGUGGAAGGAACUCCGCUGAUAUCUCCACCUCGUGCUGGUGAUCUUACCUUUACCCCACAUAAGGAUAGGACAAAGCAAUUUCCCGGUACUGACUUUUAUACUUUACUCAAAUCACCAGAGGCUAGGUUAGAGGAUAAAAAGUUGAAAAGGACCUCUACAGAUUUAUUUUCCAGAUCAAAUGAGGACCAAUCUCCCGAAAGGAAAGAAGGAGAUUAUGACUCAGAGCACCUACUCAAAUCACCUAGGAGGGACUACAAGGAGAUACGUAAACUAAGUGAGAAUUUAAGAACUAGAUUGAAUUAUGCCAAUGUUAAGGUACAACAUGGAUGGUCAAAUAAAUCAAUAGGUGAACUCGAGACUUCCUUGGAAGAAAUCGCCACUAAUCCUCAGCGGUCGAGUCAGCUCAACGGUAUUAGACCAGGUAACUCCAAUUUAGAAGAUUUUUGGAAACUUAGGUCUGAUAGAUUACCAAAGAGUGAAGAUUUCAAUGAUCGGAAAUUGGAGAUGAGUCAGGCGCUUCUGUCAAGUCCUGGUCAAUUUUCACAUAAUAGAAGAAGGUCUUCCUUUAAUACUAGCAUGAGAUUGGAUGAUAUUGCCAGACGGGGUGUGAAAUCUCCGGAUUUGAAACAUACUUCGCCUUUGAAAAAUGGGAAAUUCAAGCUAACGAUAAACAGUGAUUGUAUAAAUUCAGGUGAAGACCUUGAGAAAGACGCCAUUUUCUCACUAAUAUCACUGGCUUCUCCAAAGAGAACUUCAGCACCCAUGUUGCCAAGUGUCUCCUCGUCGUCUUCUAAUGGGGGACUCCCGCUAUUGUCCAAUAUAGCAAACUCUCAAACCCAACGACUCCCACCAAUCUCGUCUAUGCUACCGAUGCAAGAGUCCAGUGUUAGUAGACGUGGAAGCAUCAACAGCGCUGGAAAUCCAAGAAACUCAUUCGGCGCACAACUUUUUGGUACAACGCCAGGACUGGGUGUGGGCUUCAAGGCCAGCCUGCGCAGUGAUGAUGAAACCGAUGACGAAACUACAGAGGAGGAGACCUUGGAAGAGCAACAGAAUGAAACCUUGGAAGAGGAGAACGUUUUCCUCGAAAGGAGCAAUUCAGGGUCUCGUCAAAAAAGCCAAUCGACCCCUCCCUGGAUCGUAAGUUUCGACCAGCAAGAUACGACCAAGGUACAAGGAAAGUAA